Messenger RNA from Kickxella alabastrina, 1814 nucleotides. RefSeq lists its product as uncharacterized. Bases 68 to 1786 code for a protein of 572 amino acids. Lineage: Eukaryota; Fungi; Kickxellomycota; Kickxellomycetes; Kickxellales; Kickxellaceae. The transcript has a single exon. The record is from RefSeq and is a predicted model, not a curated record.
UUCGGAUCAGUUUAUUAUCUUACUGUACUUCACUCUUUCCCAUUGUCUCACUUUUAUCUUUUUGAAAAUGAAUUCCAAUUCUUCUCAAUUCCAAUUUCUUCCCCGCGAGAUUGUCAAUUCGAUUACCGAGUAUGUUUUCAACCUUUCUGAUGACAACUUGGGUGCCCUGGGCAAGAGUCGUGAGGAUGAAUUAGCUGCUGCUCUUCUGCAGUGCUGCCAACUUUGGCGUACUGUCAUUCUGGAGCGUCUUUGCCGCGAAUUCACCAUGGAGUACUUUCCUGACGGCACACGAGGAGAUACAUUUCUCAAGCUUUGGACUUUGUCAAUUUGCACCCCGAGGUUUCCAAUUACCCAUUAUGCGAAAAAGGUCGUCAUAGUUGUGUGCAAUUGGCCACACUUGGAUCGCUAUCGAGCACCUCAUAAGGUUGACGAAUCAAGCCAGCCCGGCCUUGUUUUUCCGAAUGCGUUCACGUUGAAGAUCAUAUUUCCUGACAACAGACUAUGCUGUUACCAUGGCGCCAAUCUUACUGAACGAGGCGCGAGCGAGUUUGCUAAAGAGCUUAGGCGGAUGGUUCCAGCGGUGCGUAAUGUCACAAUCAGCAGCCUCUACCCACAUCGGGUGGACAAUCGCGACUCGUCCAACGAUCAUCUCCUGGGCAGGUUCUGCAUUGACGUAUGUAAGAAUGUAAGCCAAGUGUCCGUUGAAGCUCCAAGACAUGUGGAUGAGUACUGCUUAAGAGCGGAGUGGAUCGAUGGGCUGACCUGCAUUGAGCACAUGUAUUCACAACGCGACCACCGCCCAGUCUUUGAGCUCAUUCGGCGCAGUGCAGACACGUUGCAGUCGUUAGACCUGUGUUUGCAGGGCGAUCAGAGACUCAGCGAUAUUUGUCACGAUAAUUCUGGCCGUGCCAUUGUAUAUCCGGUCCUUGAUGAAUUUGUAAUCAGGGAUUACAGGGAUUCUCACAGCUCUAUAUUUUCAGAUUAUGAUCAACCGGUUCCAUUUCCAUCGUUGCGGAUUCUGCGCACGACGUUUGUUCAACGCUGCGACAACUAUAUGUUUAGAGGCAACAACAGCUCGCUCGAGUAUUUGUCCAUAAAGCUUUGUGCAGAUAUAAUGGCAGGGUUUGAACAAUGCGGCACCUUUACCAAAAAUAAGUUUCCGCGGCUCUGCAACCUUGAGUUGCAAAACUCAACCAAGUAUCGGGCCACUCCAAUAUCAGCAUCCGAUGCAUCUCUGUUUGCGAUCAAGGUUCUCCAUGCGGCACAGUUUGUGCGCACGCUUGUAUUGUUUGGUGACUUUGACAAACACGUGUUUUGUACCGGUUUCCAGUCAGCCGAGUGGGCCAGCCAAAUCCGAUCGCUUACUCUUACGGAUAAAAUGACGUUUACAGACUUAGUGCACUUUCUCAGAAACCUUCCGGCGCUGCACACCCUUUAUUGUAAUAUUGAAAUACCUACCUUGUAUGGCGACGAUUAUGAGGACUACAAUAAUUACUUUGACAAGCCAGUUGAUGUCAUUUAUAAGUACAUUUAUCCAUUAGGAAGGAGUUUCACCAGAUGGUAUAUUACCAACAAGGACGACGACUAUAAUCUUUAUAUGAAAUGGACAGUUGCACUGGUGGCAAUACUGUGCCCCAACUUCACCCACGCAUUUGUUUAUGAAGAUGUUCUUGACUAUCUUAUGGUUGAUGCAAAAUGGCCAAUUGUAUGUGAGCAAUUCGAACAAUACCGUGAGCGACUCGAGCAGAUUGUUGUUCUUGAAAACGAUUGUGUUGUAUAUUUCUAAUAAAACAUUUCCAUAUUUCCAUAUUUAA